UCUACUUUGAGAAUUCCUCCAGCAACCCAUACCUAAUCAGGAGGAUAGAAGAGCUCAACAAGACUGCAACUGGCAACGUGGAAGCAAAAGUAGUGUGCUUUUACAGACGACGGGAUAUUUCCAACACGCUUAUAAUGCUUGCAGACAAGCAUGCUAAAGAAAUUGAGGAAGAAUCUGAAACAACAGUUGAGGUUGACUUGACUGAUAAACAGAAGCAUCAGUUGAAACAUAGGGAACUCUUUUUGUCAAGACAGUACGAAUCUCUGCCUGCAACACAUAUCAGGGGAAAAUGCAGUGUUGCCCUUCUGAAUGAGACAGAAUCGGUAUUGUCAUAUCUUGAUAAAGAGGAUUCUUUUUUCUAUUCUUUGGUGUAUGACCCCUCAGUGAAAACACUGUUAGCCGACAAAGGUGAAAUCAGAGUGGGACCUAGAUAUCAAGCAGACAUUCCAGAAAUGCUCUUAGAAGGAGAAUCUGAUGAGAGAGAGCAGUCGAAGUUGGAAGUUAAAGUUUGGGAUCCCAAUAGCCCACUCACGGAUCGUCAGAUUGACCAGUUUCUAGUUGUAGCACGGGCUGUUGGGACGUUUGCCCGAGCCCUCGAUUGCAGCAGCUCCGUGAGGCAGCCUAGUUUGCAUAUGAGCGCAGCUGCAGCUUCUCGAGACAUCACUCUGUUUCAUGCUAUGGAUACCUUGUACAGACACAGUUAUGAUUUAAGCAGUGCUAUCAGUGUCUUAGUACCCCUUGGAGGACCUGUCUUAUGCAGAGAUGAAAUGGAAGAAUGGUCAGCCUCUGAAGCUAGUUUAUUUGAAGAGGCACUGGAAAAGUAUGGCAAAGACUUCAACGAUAUACGUCAAGACUUUCUCCCUUGGAAAUCUUUGACUAGCAUCAUUGAAUAUUACUACAUGUGGAAAACUACUGACAGAUAUGUACAGCAGAAACGUCUAAAAGCAGCAGAAGCCGAGAGUAAGCUGAAACAAGUGUAUAUCCCAACUUACAGCAAACCAAAUCCCAACCAAAUAUCCACAAGCAAUGGUAAGCCUGGCACUGUGAACGGAGCUGUGGGGACCACAUUCCAGCCACAGAAUCCUCUUUUGGGGCGAGCCUGUGAGAGCUGCUAUGCUACACAGUCUCAUCAGUGGUAUUCUUGGGGACCCCCCAACAUGCAGUGUAGAUUAUGUGCAACCUGUUGGCUUUAUUGGAAAAAAUACGGAGGCCUGAAAAUGCCCACCCAGUCAGAAGAAGAGAAGUUGUCUCCCAGCCCAACUACAGAGGACUCCCGUGUUAGAAGUCACAUGUCCCGCCAGGCCAUGCAGGGAAUGCCGGUCCGAAACACCGGGAGCCCAAAAUCUGCUGUGAAGACCCGCCAAGCUUUCUUCCUUCACACUACAUAUUUCACAAAAUUUGCUCGUCAGGUCUGCAAAAAUACCCUCCGGCUGCGGCAGGCAGCAAGACGGCCGUUUGUUCCUAUUAAUUAUGCUGCCAUUAGGGCAGAAUAUGCAGACAGACAUGCCGAACUGUCUGGAAGUCCUCUGAAAAGCAAAAGCACUAGGAAACCUUUGGCAUGUAUCAUUGGGUAUUUAGAGAUUCAUCCUUCCAAGAAACCUAAUAUAAUUCGAUCUGCACCAAGCCUGCAAACCCCAGCUACCAAGCGGAUGCUAACUACCCCGAAUCACACGUCUCUGAGCAUUUUGGGGAAAAGAAACUACAGUCAUCACAACGGCCUGGAUGGUAUGUAAGCCCAGGAAUUCCGGGGCUGUUCCGAAGAGCCAGAACGUCUUUGCCCUUGCUGGCACCAGAGUGUUCUCUGCCAGGUUCCAGAAUAUAUAACAAAUGGGUUCUCUAAUCCCAUGUGGAACUAAGUGUGUGCUACGUGGAGUGGGAGAGAAGGCUGCCAGUGCUACAGUGAAGCUCUUUUGCCAAGUGUUAUUUCUUCCUCUCGUUGGGGGACCUUUUUGCUCACACUCCUGUUGGGAGGGUUGUUUGGAGAUGAAGCCUGCAUUUUGCAGGUUGCCUCUGCUGGGUAAUAAUGUUCUUGCUGCGAUGCCUUCUCGCUGCUCUUUUAUGUUUUUAUGAGCAGAAGGGAUUAUGCUUAUGUCUGAGAGAGCAGUGCUCUCUAGGGGUGUUUCAGUGUUCAGUGGAUCAUUUUGAAUCUGGCAUUUGUCCCCUACUUCUUUUACCUUACGAUCUUUUUAAUUACCCAAGAGUGUAACAAUUCAUGAAAGGAAUGGCCUGAGUGAUGUCCUAACAGAAAUAAUAAUUUAUUUGGAAUGGGAAACUGAGAAAUGUCACCUCUUAUCCAAAGUACUUCUCCUGGGCUUGGCCACAUAAUGCCUCUUCAGGUAAAAUUGAAUUAUCUUCCCAUUUGGACUGUAAGCACAAACAUAAUCAAGUAUCCUCACUAUUUCUGUUAACACUCAUAUAUAUCUAUCUGUCUGCACCCACACACACAUAUAUAUUCCCAUAGUCCUGGAGUUUGAAGUUUUCUUGAUUGUUUAAAUGUUGG
Condylura cristata (star-nosed mole) is the source of this 2500-nucleotide messenger RNA. It is a transcript of the gene MTA3, whose product is annotated as metastasis associated 1 family, member 3. The transcript is spliced from 15 exons. NCBI's taxonomy places the organism in Eukaryota, Metazoa, Chordata, Mammalia, Eulipotyphla, Talpidae. Gene Ontology annotation, molecular function: histone deacetylase binding; chromatin binding; transcription corepressor activity. Gene Ontology annotation, biological process: negative regulation of transcription by RNA polymerase II. The coding region runs from base 135 to 1733 and encodes 532 amino acids. Gene Ontology annotation, cellular component: NuRD complex; nucleoplasm. The record is from RefSeq and is a predicted model, not a curated record.